Molecule: messenger RNA, 1214 nt
Organism: Somion occarium
Lineage: Eukaryota; Fungi; Basidiomycota; Agaricomycetes; Polyporales; Cerrenaceae
Source: the annotation of a GenBank genome assembly
AACACCUUUCCUUGUAAAGACCACCUCGAGCCUAACAUUUCUUGCCCACACAACGCUUUUCUACCAUCGGAACACUCCUGCCUCGCGGUCGAUCCCAAUCAUCCCAUGUCAUCAUCCAAGCCUUUCAUCAUUGAAGUUUGCAUUGACUCUGUGGAGUCCGCUAUCGCAGCUGUAAACGGAGGAGCCAACCGACUCGAGCUAUGCGCCAAUAUCGGCCUGGGAGGCGGGACUACGCCCAGUCUUGGUCUAUUCACGGCAGUCCAAAGAGCAGUGCCUAGCGUACCCAUCAUGAUAAUGAUCCGUUCUCGCACUGGAGACUUCUUGUAUACCGAGCACGAGCUGGACGUCAUGAUCGAAGACAUACGCGUUUUCAAGGCAGCUGAUGCUCAUGGUGUUGUGCUCGGUGUACUAACAGCAGAUGGGGACAUAGAUGUUCCUCACACCACCAGACUCGUCAAUGAAGGCCUGCCCUUAGAAGUCUGCUUUCAUAGGGCAUUUGACAUGACGCGGGAUACCAUCUGUGACGACGAAGGAAACUACAUAUCCCCAAAGUCACUUGAACAGAUAGCAUCUAUACCGGGAAUAACGGGAAUCUUGACGAGUGGGCAUCAAAAGACAGCUCCAGAAGCUAGCCUUGCCAUCCGAGGGCUGUUACAGCAUGCAUCCACCUUGAACAGGGAACGAGAGAUACCCCUCACAAUCCUACCUGGGUCCGGUAUAAACCCGACGACCGUCUGUCCGCUCUUGAAAGAACUGUUGCCUAUUGGGUUGAGAGAGAUCCAUCUUAGUGCCGGAAAUUGGGUGCCGACGGAAAUGCGAUAUAGACGAAACGGCAUGGGUAUGGGCGUCGGGGGUGAAGGCGAAUGGGGAAUCUGGAAAACAAAAGAGGAGAAAGUGAGAGAGGUCAGAGCAAUUGUUGACUCCGUCCUCCGUGAGGUUCAACCGCAGUCACACUGAACCAUCUGAAUCGGAAGAAUAAAGCGAUUUUAUAGCAACCUGACAUUAACCCAGGUCGAAAGCAAACGAAAAGAAAGGAAGUAACGCACGAGGAUAAUACAAAGUCAGUGAAUAUGUCAUGCAGAAGUGUUACGCCCACCACGACCACCGCCUGCUCGUCUUUUACCACCUCUCCCUGAACGUUUUGCAGUACGUUUACUUCGACACGAGUCGCAAAUCCAAUCACCGUCCGGUGCCUCUUUAAGCCCGACGCAUCC